This is a messenger RNA of Thalassophryne amazonica, 2171 nucleotides long. RefSeq names its product cortexin-1-like. Bases 1027 to 1407 code for a protein of 126 amino acids. The record is from RefSeq and is a predicted model, not a curated record. Lineage: Eukaryota; Metazoa; Chordata; Actinopteri; Batrachoidiformes; Batrachoididae. The transcript has a single exon.
UUGAUCAUAUCAAUGUUGAUAUAACCUUUAACUCUCUAAAGGUGUUGUUUUAACUCUGACUCAAGUGAGACACAAGGAGAGUUACUUCUUGCUGUAUGUCGUGUGUUUUGGUUGUUGUUUGCUUCAUAACCAGAAGGUUGCUGGUUCAAAUCUAAUCUAAUAAUCAAUGCCCAAACAACUGCAUUUUUAAAUUUGAACUACUUACUACAGUGCCGAAAAUGACACUGUUGAGAGUUAAAUAUUAGAACUUCGGCAGAGUAUUGAAUGCUUAACCUCUUCAACAGUGUUGAUUUAACUCUGAAAAGUGUUAAAAAAUAACUCUGUCAGAGUUCAUUUAACACGGUGCGCAGACAUGCGCUCACCUGCUUUGCAUUAGCCUGAAGCACGCACCACUUGGAUCUUGCUUCCAGCUCAGUGAUACAAUUGCUUUUCUUCAAAAACCCACAUGAUCAGCUAAAACCAAUAGGUUAAUUGUCUUCCACCGUGAACCCUGACCUUGACGACGAUCAGUUUUUGCAUAUUCGGAAGCAGUGCUCUGUCCUGUCUGGUGUGAUUGAAGGUGAGAAUGUGAUGUAAAGUGGCAGAUUGUCCCUGAUAAAUACUAAAAAAAAACAAAAAACUCCUGCCUGAGGGUCUGGCACUCAAAUGCAAACAUGAACUGUGUCAUUUUGUCUUGGUCAUUACUCAGAGUUAUUAACUGAAAACUGUGCAUGCGGUUAUUUCUCACAUUAUCAGAGUAGAUUAGCGUCAGGCGGCUCUGGGUCAUGUUACCUUUGACUGGCCUUGGUACCACACUAUAAAUGGGCCAGCAGAGGUAAAUGGUCUGCAGUAAUGAGACAGUCUCUGCAGUGUUUUUGCUAGUUUGCCAACAGUAGAUGCACAUUUAAGCUUUUCUCUUAGACCACUAACCCUUUGCUCGACAAACAGGGUCUAAGAUAUAAAGCUUGCGUUGGAAAAUCAUUUAAAAAGCAGACAGCCUACACAUCAUUUUUUGUUCUUUGUCCUUUUUGGCCUUUUUCACUCCUCAUGAACACCUUUCCGUCCUUCUCUGUGCCUCCCCCCAACACACCGACCAUCCAGUCAGUGUGUAAGCCCUGCCUCCGGGCUCCGUGGAGGAUGAACGAUGUUCCCACACUUGACUAUGAGUUGCUGCUGUCCCCAGCCAGCGGCUCCCUCCACAGCGGUCCUGGUGGUGGCAGCAGCAGCCCUCCUCUAGCACUGGUUGGGGUAGACACGGAGCAACGUACCGCCUUGGCCUUCGUGGGUCUACUCAUGCUCUUCCUGAUCUUCCUGCUGGUCAGAUGCUUCAGGAUCCUGCUGGACCCCUACAGCCGCAUGCCUGCAUCAUCCUGGACUGACCACAAGGAGGGGCUGGAGAGGGGCCAGUUUGAUUAUGCACUGGUGUAGAGUGAAAAAUGUUUUACUCGAUGCAGACCGGAUCUUUUACAACACAGAUUAAUUUAGACACAGACACGGACCAUAAAUAUUGUGAAUGCAUUGUGAGAGGGGAUGCAGGGGGUGUUGUAUAGAGUGUUUGCAGUUGUAUUGUGGUGUAAAUAUGAGGCUGCAGGACUCAAAGUAUCCUGAAAGCUCUGGUUCUACAAGGGGAGAUUCUCCAAGGUCUUUUUGAGUAUUUGUUCUUGGGAUCUUUCACCAGAAGCAAAGGUGGAAUUUCUUUCUUAUACAGUCAUCAUACUCUUAGACUUUUGCACAAUUUAUUUAUGCCAUUAAAAUAAAUCUAACCUUCUCCAUUUAAAAAACAAACAGAACAAAACAAAUCUCUGCUGUGUAAUAUUAAUGAAAUAACAAUGUCAAAGCUGAAAUAAUGGGCUCUAUAAGUGGCUGUACCCAUUAGUAUCACAUGCUUCAAUUCUACUUAUUUAUAUAGCAUCUAAUCACAACACAAUUACACCAAGGGACUACACAUGAGCAAGGUUUAAAUUUUACCCACCCCAUGAGGAAGCACACUGGCGACGGUGUUAAGAAAAAACACCCUGCAACAAUUAUUUAAUUAUAGGAAGAAACCUAAAGCAGUCCAGACUCAGUGGAGCGACCAUCUGCUUUGGCCAUAUGAAUGAAAAAAGCACAACCUCCAGCUAAUAUUCAGUCCAGUGUUCACAAUCACUUAAAUCAACACUUUUACAGUCAGUGUUCUUUAGACACAGCAGGGG